Paramecium sonneborni is the source of this 390-nucleotide messenger RNA. Lineage: Eukaryota; Ciliophora; Oligohymenophorea; Peniculida; Parameciidae. The record is from the annotation of a GenBank genome assembly.
AUAUAAUAAUAAUGAGUCAAUCUAAUGUUGGAUAACAAUAAUAAAAGACAGUUAUUUGUAAUAACACAGAAGUUUAGUUGAUGGUGCCAUAGCAGCCAUAAAAUAUUUAAUUUACAAGACAACCACACAUAGUUUAUUGUACUAAUUGUAACAAUCAAAUUUAAACACAUGUUUAACUUAAAGUUGGUAAAGGUCAAUUAAUGAUGGCGUUAAUUAUGUUGCCUAAAUUGCUUUUGUAAUGAUAUGAAUCAUUAAGUAUGUUAGUGCUUGCGUAAUUCCAUUAUUGAUGGAUGAUUGUCGAGAUGCAGUUCAUUUGUGUCCAGUUUGUAAAGCUGAAGUAGGAAGAAAGAAUUUCAUCUUUGAAUGAUUUAUGCAAUAAUGAAAAUCAAC